AAAUACGUCUGCAUGGCGCCAAUUGCGAGUUGAAUAUGGAGAUGUCAGGAGCGCUGAGUGUUUGCGGUUAUAAUGCGGUUUUACAGACUGAUUAAGCGUCUGUUGCUCUUCAGUAGCUGAAUAUUUAUCUAUCUGUGCUAGUGAUACAUAGGUUAAGUAGUUAGCUCGUUAUUUAGCUGCGGUUUCCCGGGUCUGUGUCUGUAAACAGUGUAAACUGUUAGCUGGUUAAGCUAACUCUAACAGAAAGUCACAGUUAGAGAGUGUAAUUACUGCAGGCUGCUGUCUGUGUAAAGCGGAUUAUUAACAUGUGGAAUAACGUGGAGCUUCUGAUAAAUGAGGACACGAACACGGUCCGCCUGUCCGGCGACUCUGAGCUGAGCAGCGCUCUGUAUCAGGUGGACACGCUGGUGAGAAUCUCUCCCUCUGAACAGGUCCAGUCUAACUCCAGGAUCUCCGCUUCAAAUAACCUGAACUGCUGCCUGGUUGUUGCGGAUGCCACUGUGGUCCUCUUUGACCCCAGUUUCCAAACUGUCCUUGUUCACCUGUAUUUCGAUACUGUGGUGGAUGCCGUGAGUGUUUGUCCCCAGGGACGUUUCCUGUUUGUUGGAGAAAGGAAUGGCAAUCUUCACGUUAUACAUGUUCCUACGAAGAAGACCAUUUUGACCAAAACACUGCAGCAGCCCCCAUCAAAUGGUGGACAGGCGGCAUUCUAUCAGAGCCUCAUUCUGCAUGAAUCGCUGAACUCUCCAGGAUUGUACCAUCUUUUUGUUAUUGUCCGUGAUGGAUACUUCCAUAUUUCCAAUCUUGCUUUGGAGCAGACUCAGAAAGCGAUUGAAAGCCUGGAUCUCGGGGCCCUUAAUGAGAUCCAGUCUCGCAUUAAAAUGGACUUCAGCUCCACUAAGGAGAUCUGCAAGAACUGUUCCACCUCAGCAGCGCUGGCCUGCUUCGGCAAUGAAGUUCACCUCAUGAUUGGAGCUGUUGGUGAAAAUAUUAUUUCUCAUUGGUGCCUGGAUCAGAAUCAGGGGUCACUCUCUCUUCUAAAUGUCCUGGACUCAACUUUAAUGCCGGGUGUGAAAAAGAUUCAAGUUGUGGACAAUUUGAUGUACAUUCUAAAUGAAGAGAACAUGCUGAGUUUGUGGGAUGUGCGCUCGCUGGUCAUGUUGUGCUGUUGGCCUGAUCUUCACAUCCUUGAUUUCCUGCUCAUCACAGAAGGGGAGCUGACGUCUAUUGGAACACAAGAGGGCACUAACAUGAAGAUCAUGACCUUGACUGCAGUGGAGGGGAAGCCUGAUCUUCGGAAGCUCUUGGUUCAGUCUCUUCCCACUAUGGAUGUUCUGUACUCUCUCGAGGUGUCUGCUGUGUCUUCACUGGUACAGAACACAGUUAGCACGGAUGUCAUCUAUUUGUUGGAGGGCGUUACUAAUAAUUCCAAGAGUCCUGAAGAAUCAGCCUUCAGUUUAGUCCUGAGAUGCUUCACAGAGGCUUUACCAGAGAACAGGUUGAACAGACUUCUGUACAAGCACAAGUUUGAAGAAGCAGAAAAGUUUGCAAUAGCUUUUGAGCUUGAUGUGGAGCUGGUGUAUAAGGUGAAGUUGGACUUUGUGUUGGAGAAGCUUGCCUCAGUGGCGGUUAAUGGACAAGGACAGGAUGUGUGGUCUGGUCUUGUUGAGGAGGCCAAAACCAACCUGAUGAAAAUCAUGGAUGAGCAGUAUGUGCUCCAGUACUGCCUCAAUGCUUUCUGGCCCACACUCGGUACAGCUGAGGAGAUGCUGAACUACGCUGCAAACCGCUUCCCAUCAUCCCAGAUCCAAUCAGCUCUCGCAAAACUCGCCACGUUCUGCAUCCUCUACGGUUCAGACAACUUCAAUGGCGUUUCCUGGAUUGAGUUUCUGAACAGCACAGAUUACCUAAAAAUUAUCUUCAGACUUCUGCGGGAGGGCAAUAUCAGCAGGGCACAGUACCUGUGGCUUCGACAUGAGGAUGAGUUUGCCUGCAAGUUUAAUGAGAAGUCUCUGCAAGUUCUGCUGAACUCCAUCCCAUCAGACAUCCCAUCAAAUGACCUCAGAGUGUGGCUAAAGGGUGUGGUCUUUCCCUUCAUGUGGAAAGUUUUGCCAAAAGGACAGAGAAUCCUGGCCAGAUGGUUGGAACUGCGUGCAAGAGAUCUGGAACUGACAGAAAAGAACGGCUGGCCUCAGAAUGGACUGAUGCUGGCUGAGCUCGGCCUGCCGUCCGUUUGGAUGUCCACUAAUCUGACUGAAGACUAUGGAACAGAGGAGGUGGAGCAUCUGAAGCUGCUGGUGAACAACUUGCGGCAGCUGUGUGACCUCUACUCCAAAUACAACUGCCGGCUCUCGCUGUCUGACUUUGAAAUGGGAAGCACGCGCAGUAUGGCAUUUCUGAUGCUGGAUAAAGUACUGGCUCCAGAGCUGAUUCCUGGAGUGGUGGAGAGCAGUGUGAGACCCUACGCUCUCGAGCACAGACUUGAUCUCGAUCACAUUCUGUUAGAUUACAUCAAGGACUUACUGGAUUGCUGCAGCUCUCAGAUCACCUCUCUGUUCACUGAGUGGGAGGAUAAAGCCGUUGCUGUGCUAAACUGCAUGACUGACACCAAUCUGGUGAUGGAUGCCGUGCUCGAGAUAAUGUACAAGGCUGUGGUCCCCUGGAAUGACACAAUUGAGAAACUAGUUCAACAGCAUCUGGAAAAGGAACAUCCCAAACAGGAGCUUCUAAAAGAGAGCUAUCGUUUGAUGGAGCUGAAGAAACUUCUUCGAUGUUAUGGGAUUCGCAACUUGACACUCUCUAACUCAAGAGAGACCAUGAUGCUGGUGAGACACAUUUUGAAGAAGGACCUGCCCACCUCCCUGGAGGACUCUCUGAAGCUAGCUGAAGCCUAUAAGCUCCGCUCAUCUGAAAUCCACUACAUCUACUGUAUUCAGCUCCUGGAGAAUAAUGAGAGAGAGAAGUGUAUAGCGCAGCUGAAAAAACUGCCACCUGCAGAGGCUGAAGUUGUAAUUGAACGUCUGGCCAGUUGGGCAAGACUUAAGCUGCAAGAUGAUUACCACAUUUGUGAGGAGCUAAAGAAACUGCGGAUGCAAGUUGCCCAGACGUUGGCAGAGGCGCUGAAGUACCUGCAGGGCAUCCAGAAAGACAAUGCCCUGAAGAGGAUGGUGUGUGAGGACCAAUUAAAAAUGUUCACAGCCAUAGCUCACCUGCAGGAGGACUUUGACAUCUUCCUGACCCCUGAGGAAUAUGAUGAUCCUGCAGUGAGACACAAGUUCAACCAGCAGCUCAUCACUGCGUACGAGAACACGAGAGCCUGGAGACACUCGGGGAAGAAACACCCAGAUAAAGUUAAUAUCGUUAAAGCAGACAGUAACGUCAAAGCUGCGGUCGCUAAUGACCCUGACGGUAAAACUAAAACCCUGUCCACUGAGGCUGGCCUGCACCGCCUCGCCCGACACCUCCAGAGGACUGAGCAGGAGCUGUGGGCCGACCUGGCUGUUCGAGCUUUAGAGGCUGGUAAUGUGGAGAAGGCACUUAAAAUUCUUAGUGAGCUGUAUGAGCAUCAUCCCAAUUCCAGCACAGGGAGAGUUCUCUUCAGCACAGCUCAGCGCCUGUGCCAGAUGCUGGAGGAUAACCUCCCGAUGGUCCUGCCUGAGAGAGUGAACCUCCCGGAGCUCAUCCACAACCUGGCCUGCCAGGCCAUCACUAUCUGCCACACAGAUCUGCUGCUGGACUGUCUGGAGUUGUGUAAAAGCACCCGUGGGGCUGCUGAUGUUUACCGCCAGUGUCAGAUUGAUGACUAUGGUUUUGUUGCAAAGGAUGCUGUGCUGAAUGGUGAGGAUGAUGCCUACACUGAGAGCAGCGUUCAGGAGAUCUUUAAUGAGGAUGGAAUCGUGCUGGAUCCAGUCUCAGUGCUUCCAGUUCAGUAUAAGAUCACCACCAGUCUCCUGCCUCUCUCAGACUCAGCGUUCCAUUCACUGGGAUGCUCUUGUUUGUCGUACUGUGCUCUUCAGGAAGACACAGACUUCGUCCGGCCGCUGCUGGGCCCCAUGUCCACUAUGCUUCAGAGUCUGCAGGAGUGCAGUCAGUUAGAGCUGGCCCUCAGGCUCCUGCUGGAGUCUUACGGCAGCAUUUUGCAGCAUUUUGUCUCCAACAACAUGGACCUCACUCUGAGUGUGAAGCUUCACUCCAACACUCGUUUAGCCAGAGACAAGCAGACUCUUGAUGCGAUAGAGAAGACUGCUUUGUCCUCCAUCAGAGUGGUUGUGGUAUCCUUGUUGCAUAAGGUUCUGAAUUGGAGGGUAGUAGAUUGUGACUAUGCCAUUGGACUUUGCACUAUUCUGUGUAAAUCUGAGGUGCUUGGUAUUCUGUGGAAAAUAAUAACGAGUGCUUGGCAGAACUACGACAAGAUCAUGGCUGUUGCUAUGGUCGGUGCCCAUUUCUGCUCCCUCCACAGUAAUAAUGAAGAAAGAGAGAAGUUCUUGGCCGUCAUUACAGAUGCAGAAUGGGGAAUUAAACUUGGAAAACUCGGGGUUUCUAUUCAGUCGGUGUUUAGACAGUGUUCUGAGACUAAGAGGAAUCUGAUUCCAGUCCUUGUGAAGAACAGAAGAAUCACAGCUGAGAUGUUGCAGGGAUACUGCAACACAUACGGGCUUGACAGUGACUCUGCUGUCAGUCUGUUCAUCACUACCCUGCUGCUGCAGGAGGAGCGAGAGGAUAAACAGGGUGUGCUGGGAGCUGGAGACUCUGGAUUGGCCCUGGGAGAUGAAGACACACCACUGGCUCAUGAAGACAUCCUGGAACGAGCUCUGAAGAUUGUUCCUCAGCUGAGCUCCACCAGUGACCUGGUUAUCAGGCUGCACACAGCGCUCACCAAGUUAAAUCCCUACAACUACGAGAGGAUUGAGAGAGUGCUGAAAACCAUUCAGACUGCUGAUGAAAGUACAGCUGUGUUACCUCUCAGUCAGAUGUUGGGAUUACUCCAGCACCUGAAAUCCCACAAACGUAUUUCUCCUCCCAGUGAGCUGGAGAAUACCUAUCUUCUGGAGAACUCUCUGGAAAGCACGCCUCUUGCUAACACACGCCUGCCAUUUCACCUUCUACUACAGACAAACCACUCUUUCUGGAAAAUAGUUUCUCCUGAGCUGAAUGAGGAGACGUUACCCACGCUGCUCCUCAUAUCCAAACUCAUGAAGGUUAGUCUGGAUAAGCUGUACAUCUUGACCGUGAAUCACGUCUUCAAGCACGACCUGAUGCCCUUGCUGCUGGACCAGACUAAACGCACGCAGGGUCACGGCCCCAAGAGAGACACUGCCACUGUCAUACAGAAUAUAUUUAAACACACGGUCUGCAUUCAGAACCUGGAACUGGCUGCAGCAACCAUCUACAAGAUUGCUCAGGAUGUGCCAUCAGGUACAGAGAAAACCAUGUUUUUAAAAUUCAGCUUGGAGCUUGUUCAGAAAUUGCUGAAGUCUGAUACUCUAGAGGAGGAGUUAAAGACGAGGGGGGAGAUGCUCACCUCUAAGCUGCAGCUGCAGUACCAGCGCUCAGCCACAGAGAACGCCCUCAUAUCAUUCCAGCUCGACUGUCCGGAGCUCCUCAAACUCACAGGUCUCCCCGGCCGCCUCAUCGUCGCUCUGUUUGAGCACAACUCUGUGGUGGAGCGCAUGAAGGGCCCUGCUGGCCAGAUCUACCCUGAUAUUCAUACUGUGGCUAAAGAGAUUGCCACCAUCAAUGGAGUCGACCUCCUGAAGAUCCGGAAUAUUCUUUUGGAGAAGUGGCUUUGUAAAACUGAGCAGCCGAAUGACCAGGAUGUACACUAUCAGGAGCAGAUCACUGAUGUUACUGAUGACCUAGAUCUCAUGAGAGUGGUGUAUUUACUGCAGAUGCAUCCGAUGGAUAUGAGUGCCCGCUUGCUCAGUCCAGUCCUGACUGCAGAGAUAUGGCCGUUGGGCGGCUCGGGUCUCAGACUGACCUUCGAGCAUCGGAGCCGUGCUCUGCUCUGUCUCAUUCACAUCGCUGACUCUGCCACGCUGGAGACUCUGUCCCACACACCCAGAGAUAAAGUCAAAUACUAUCUGAAAUGCUACGUUUAUCUUUCACAACUGGAAGCUCUCAACAUCCCAUAUAACCUGGAGAUGUUCCACAGCAGCCCUAAAGAAGGCAUGAUUAAGGGUUUAUGGAAGAACCACAGUAAUGAGCCUCAGGCUGUGCGUCUGGUGGCAGAUCUUUGUUUGGAGUACGAGGUGUUUGAUACUCAGUUGUGGAGCGGAAUCCUGCAGAAGCUUCUGGUGUUUAAUAUGAUAAGCUAUCUGCAGAAGAUUCUGGAAACUCUCAGAGGAGUGCCCAGUCUUUUAGAGGUGGCGAGUUUCUCCAGAACCUGGCGCAGUGUGAUCCUCGCCCCCUUCAUGACGGCCUCUCUUCCUCUAAGCCCCCACCAGCAGGCCGUCUUCUACAGGACGUUUGCACUUCUGCUGAAAUGCCCGUUUCUGUUGAAUCUGGAUCUGAUUGGGAUCGCUAAGCGCUUCGCUCAGUUUAAUCUGAUGGCCUACUCUCUUGGGACCCUCCUGCUGAUCCCCUGUGCAGAAAAGAGGCAACAGCAAAUCCAGAGCUUCCUGUUGUCCUGUAACCCUGCUGUGAUUCUGGAACAGCUGGAGGAGAGCAUGAACACUGGAGAGCUGGCUGGAAUUCCUGCUCAGGUCAGAAACACAGUGCUGACCUUCCUUUUCCAAAAUGGCCGCUACCAGGGACUCAUUAACACCAAACACUUUGGGGGUCUUAUGACUCACUUCGCCUCUAAGGGUCACGCUGAGCAGGUGAACGAGCUGAUCAAGCACCUCGUGAAGCACAACAGGGAGGAAGAAGCCAUUCGUCUUGCUCAGGAGUAUCUGAGAUGUAAAGAGCUCAAAGCAGGAACAAGAACUCCUUCAAAAGUAACUUAUUCUGACCCCAUCAAGGAGUUUUUGGCUCAAGCGAUGGAAUCACACGGCCAACUCCAGCCCUGAGAGAAAAGGGAAAAUGACCCUGUAUAUAUACUGCACUUUUUUUCUUUACAAAAGAGUAUUAAAUAAAGGUUUUGUAUCUAA
Molecule: messenger RNA, 7088 nt
Organism: Astyanax mexicanus (Mexican tetra)
Lineage: Eukaryota; Metazoa; Chordata; Actinopteri; Characiformes; Acestrorhamphidae
Gene: kntc1
Product: kinetochore associated 1
Exons: 61
Coding region: 306-7007 (2233 amino acids)
Biological process (GO): mitotic spindle assembly checkpoint signaling; mitotic sister chromatid segregation; protein localization to kinetochore involved in kinetochore assembly
Cellular component (GO): RZZ complex; cytoplasm; kinetochore microtubule
Molecular function (GO): small GTPase binding
Source: RefSeq, a predicted model, not a curated record